AUGGCUGUACCUCCUGCCUAUUUACAAAUCCUGGACGAUCUUAAUCGUGAAGUCGCUCAGGCCCAACCGAAAGAUGUCCACCAAUUUUGUGCUAACUAUUUUAAUAGGAAACUCGAAGAACAGAGGAGCCAAUUUUUACCAAAAGGAGAUGCCGAAUUAAAUCAUUAUAGCUUUAACACAUCAAUAAAUAACGGUACGAAUUCAUGGAAUUAUUAUUCAUCAAAGUCAUCUGGGGCAAGUACACCGACAACGGAUUAUUUACAUGAUAGUGAGGAGGAAAUGUAUGAUGAUGAGCCGAGUGAUCUCCCGGAAAUUCCAAUAAAUUACAAUAAUAGAGGACGGCGUACAUCGGUCAGCGCAGAAUCAAUGGCACCAAGUCAAGAUAAAGAUUAUAUAAAAGUUGUAAUUCCUAAGACUGAAGAACAACGACAACGAAUAGAAUCUUCGAUUGCCAAUAAUUUUCUAUUUAAGAAUCUUGACGAGGAACAGUAUAAAGAUGUCGUGGAUGCGAUGGUGGAAAAAAGAGUUGCAGACGGAGAAGAAAUUAUUAGGCAAGGUGGUAUCGGGGAUUAUUUUUAUGUUGUGGAGACGGGUUCAUUCAAUGUCUAUGUAUCAAAGAACGGUGCUCCGCCAGAACGGGUUAUGGAUUACGGUCCGGGUGGUAGUUUUGGAGAAUUAGCAUUAAUGUAUAAUGCACCACGCGCAGCAACAGUAGUUGCCACAUCAGAUUCUGUGCUUUGGGCGCUUGAUAGAGUAACAUUUAGACGUAUUCUCAUGGAAAAUACUUCACGUAAACGUAGAAUGUACGAAUCAUUUUUGGAGGAAGUUCCCCUUUUGGUUUCUUUGGAACCGUAUGAACGUCAUAAAAUCGCUGAUGCUUUAGAAUCUAUAUACUAUGAAGAUGAAGAUCUGGUGAUUAAGCAAGGAGACAUUGGUAAUAGUUUCUAUCUUAUUGAAUCUGGCGAAGCCAGUGUUACAAAGUUCGAUGAAGAUGGUGUAGAAUUUGAAUUACCUGGAUUGAAAAAAGGCGACUAUUUUGGAGAACUCGCUCUUCUUAAUAAUAAACCUCGUGCGGUAAAUAUUCGAGCAAAAGGUAGACUAAAGGUUGCAACCUUGGGCAAAAAAGCUUUUGUUCGUUUGUUAGGGCCUGUUGUCGAUAUUCUCAAACGUAACAGCGAUAAUUAUGAGACUAUUACCCGCAAUGUUCAACAAUAA
Ambispora leptoticha is the source of this 1215-nucleotide messenger RNA. NCBI's taxonomy places the organism in Eukaryota, Fungi, Glomeromycota, Glomeromycetes, Archaeosporales, Ambisporaceae. The record is from the annotation of a GenBank genome assembly.